Messenger RNA from Megalopta genalis, 2076 nucleotides. RefSeq names its product acidic mammalian chitinase. Gene Ontology annotation, molecular function: chitinase activity; chitin binding. The record is from RefSeq and is a predicted model, not a curated record. Gene Ontology annotation, cellular component: extracellular region. NCBI's taxonomy places the organism in Eukaryota, Metazoa, Arthropoda, Insecta, Hymenoptera, Halictidae. Gene Ontology annotation, biological process: chitin catabolic process; carbohydrate metabolic process.
AGUUAGUAUUAUACGUUUGAAAUUUUCCCGCUAUGUACUUAGCUGUCCGUACAAAGCUCCUAUGCGGUUAUGCGCAAUAGAACACUAUCCUUUUCUACACAGAACGUCAACUCCAUGUACAAUGUAUGUAUUACACGUAUAAUAUAUAUAUAUAUUUUACGUAUGUAUAUGUAUUAGUACAUACAUAUAUCAUCGCACGGGGUGUAGUAAUAAAAGUGGUAAGGUAAGACACCCUCGAGGGCUAGCGUCCUCAAGCGUCAAUCACGACGAACAUUGUGCGUUCAAUGGUUAACCAAAUUCCUGUGCCUCAGGCCAAGUACGAAUUGUUAACGGACGUCCGCCAACCUCGUUGGAUGACACAAGUACUGUGCUUGGUACUGGUAUCACUAAUAUUAGGAAUACUUUUUAUUACACGUGCUUGGAUUGGAAUUCUCAUUCUAAGUUCUCAAAAAGUUGAGACACUAGAUACAGAAACACUAUUCGAAAAUGCCAAGAUUGCUACGUGGCUACGUCGGGCUUGGAUGUACGCCGAGUCGACGAAGGAGAACCAGAAUGCGGACAGGAACUACACCAUCAGUACGUCACAGCAGUCCUACACCAACUCCACAAGGCAGAUCAUUGUCUGUUAUUACACCAUAUCGGAGUACCUGAACACGCUCUGGGAGCUCCGUCCGUCGCACAUUGACCCUAAUCUUUGUACGCAUAUUAUCGUGGGUUUUGCGAGCGUGGUAAACUGCAGCCUCGAUUUGGGUAGUAACACAUCAACCUACAAAGACGUUAUUGCCAUCAAAAAGGUGCAUCCAGAAUUAAGGGUCAUGAUAAGUGUUGGCGGUAGUAACGAGCUCCACUUCGGUUUUUCAGAAAUGGUAAAGAAUCAUGCUAAUAGAAAAAGAUUUAUAAGGUCUGUUUUAAAUGUGACAAAGUCAUUUGGUUUUGAUGGCUUAGAUAUAGAUUGGGAAUUUCCAGCGUGGCUUGGAGCUGACGAUCGCGAGAAACUUCAUUUCACACAACUUUUAGAAGAAUUAAGGAGAGAAUUUCAACGAGCCAAAGAAACAUUAAUUCUUUCUGUUGCUGUGGCUGCUCCUCAAGCUAUUGUUGAGCAAAGCUAUGAUGUUGUAGAAAUGGCAAAAUACGUGGACUUUAUAAACCUUAUGUCCUAUGAUUAUCACUUUUAUGUUUGGUAUUAUCCAAUCACUGGACUCAAUGCACCCUUGUUUCCAUGUUCUUCAGAUUCGGGGUACCUUUCUACGUUAAAUGUUAAUUUCUCAGCACACUAUUGGCUCUCGAAAGGCAUGCCAAAAGAAAAAUUAAUUAUCGGUAUUCCUGCUUGUGGCCACACUUAUACAUUGGAUAAUUCUCUAAAUCAUGGAUUACUUGCUCCAACAAACGGCGUUGGAAAAUUAGGUACCCUGGGUUUCAUUGCCUAUUCUGAAGUUUGCCAAUUCCUUCAAAACGGUGCAGAUAGCGUUUUCGAAAAUGAAAGCAAAGUUCCAUAUGCUUAUAAAGAUAAAGAAUGGAUAUCAUAUGACGAUAUUGAAAGUGUCCGUUAUAAGGCUGAAUGGAUUCGUGCAAACAAUUUUGGAGGCGCGAUGAUUUUCUCUUUAAAUGUUGACGACUGGAACUCCACGUGUAAAAUGAACGAAUCUUUUCCUUUAACUCGUAUGAUUACAAAAGUCUUCAGGCAUCAGGACUGAAGUAUCUAUGGUACCAAAUUUUCUUUUAUUGUAAUUUACAUUCCGAAUAGAAACAUUUCAUUCCCGAUGAAAUAACACUAAAUUUACUCUCGCUAUUCUGAGUACUUUUUGUAAAGUUGUACUAACAUUUUGCAGUACAAAAUCAAUAAUUUAAUUUAAUUAAUACAGUAUUUUUAUUCUAUAUAAUUCAUAAUUUUCCAUUACUUGGAAGUAUUCCCAUUGAUUUUAAGAAACUCGACGAUAAAUAUAUAAACGCAAAAAAACUUCGUCCACAUUCAAAAGAAACUUUUUAACUAAACUUUUUUUCAAUUUCCACUAUGCAUCCCUCUUCUGUGAAAAAUUAUAUGUACCAAAAUGUUUAAUAAAGUAUAAUUCAAUUACU